This is a messenger RNA of Eucalyptus grandis, 1480 nucleotides long. Its product is annotated as vestitone reductase-like. Lineage: Eukaryota; Viridiplantae; Streptophyta; Magnoliopsida; Myrtales; Myrtaceae. The transcript has 4 exons. Gene Ontology annotation, molecular function: oxidoreductase activity, acting on the CH-OH group of donors, NAD or NADP as acceptor. The record is from RefSeq and is a predicted model, not a curated record. Bases 118 to 1146 code for a protein of 342 amino acids.
CCCUAGUUGCAUCCACUUUAAGUGGAGAAGCGCACGUGCUCUGCUGGCCAAACCAUCAGGGUCACCCAAAAAAGUUAGAUGCUUCCUGAAACUUGAAGCUUCACACUUCUCCAAGCUAUGGAGGACAACAAAGGCACGGUGUGCGUGACAGGCGGUACUGGCUUCAUAGCUUCAUGGCUCAUCAUGAGGCUCCUUGAACAUGGUUACUCCGUCCGGACCACCAUCAGACCUGACCCGGAUGGCAGAAGAGACAUCAGCUUCUUGAAAAAUCUCCCAGGAGCAUCAGAAAGGCUUCAAAUCCUCACUGCCGAUCUCAGCGACCCCGAGAGUUUCAGCCCAGCCAUUGAUGGCUGUGUUGGAGUCUUCCACGUCGCCACCCCAGUGGACUUCGAGAACAGAGAGCCAGAGCCAGUGGUCACCAAAAGAUCCAUCGAUGGAGCGUUAGGCAUCCUGAGGACCUGCCUGAACUCCAAGACAGUGAAGCGGGUUGUGUACACGUCGAGUGCGGCUGCAGCUCAACUCAACAACUCCGGGGCCGAUAUAUUGGAUGAGGACACCUGGAGCGAUGUCGAGUCCAUCCGACAAAUGACGAAGUUUGGAGCUUCGUAUGGGAUCUCGAAGACGUUGACUGAGAAGGCGGUUCUCGAGUUUGGCGAGCAGCAUGGACUGGAAGUGGUGACCGUGGUUCCCACAUUUGUCCACGGGCCCUUCAUAUGCCCCAAGUUUGCCGGAUCCGUCCGAACUUCGCUGGCUUUGAUAUUAGGUAAUGUGAUAAACGAAAAUAUAUCACAUGAUCAACAUAAAUCAUGGGACGAGAAUGAAUACCCUAUUCUUCUCGAAGUAUCUUUCGUGCAUGUAGAUGACCUGGCGAGAGCACACAUCUUCCUCUUCGAGCACUCUGAUGCCAAGGGGCGGUACAUAUGUUCCUCGGCCACAAUGACCAUCGAGGAGAUGUCCAAGUUUCUCUCCGAAAGAUACCCGGAAUUUCAGAUACCCUCACCAGAAUCCUUGAAGGAAGUGAAAGGCCCCAGGUUCACCCGCCUAUCGUCAAGGAAGCUGCUGGACGCAGGUUUCGAGUAUAAGUAUGGGAUUGAGGACAUGUUUGACGGAGCCAUCCAAUGCUGCAAAGAAAAGGGGUAUCUCUAGAUCUGCCAAAGCCGUUCCAUGCAUAUAACAGAAUACGGUAAAUCAGGCCAAACGUAGUGAUGUUUGGAGUACUAAAAAGCUGGCAUGACACCGUAUAAUGGUGUGACCUAUUUCUUUUCUGACCUGAGCUGAAUAUAGUCCUCUAAACAAAAUGCAGAAAGAAUAGUGAAAUAUGUCGAGAAAAUGCGUACUGUACAUCUAGCACAGCUUGUGAAAACUGAUUUCUCCAAGGGCCAUGUACGAGAUAUCAAACCGCAUACAAUAUUUUGGCACUGUAUAUUUCUGUUCUUGUGUAUUUGAUAUUGCAGUACUGCGAGCAGAAGCACUUAUGGCA